Penicillium angulare is the source of this 1557-nucleotide messenger RNA. RefSeq names its product alpha-amylase. Lineage: Eukaryota; Fungi; Ascomycota; Eurotiomycetes; Eurotiales; Aspergillaceae. The transcript is spliced from 7 exons. The record is from RefSeq and is a predicted model, not a curated record. Gene Ontology annotation, biological process: carbohydrate metabolic process. Gene Ontology annotation, molecular function: hydrolase activity, hydrolyzing O-glycosyl compounds; calcium ion binding. The coding region runs from base 1 to 1557 and encodes 518 amino acids.
AUGUAUCUAGACAUUCACGAUUCCGAAAAGACGAUUCCAUGGAUUGCUCCUCAGAAUACCUUGAUGAUGCAGGGCUUUGAAUGGCACGUCCCUGCUGAUCAACGUCAUUGGAAACGAUUGUGUAUGUCAAUGCCUACUCUUCGAGAUGCCGGGGUAGACAAUAUCUGGAUACCUCCUGGGUGCAAGGCGAUGGAUGCAUCUGGGGUCGGAUACGACUUAUACGACUUGUGGGAUCUUGGAGAAUUUGACCAGAAGGGAUCUAGAGCCACUCGUUGGGGCCCAAAGGAGGACUUGAUAGACAUGGUGCAAGCCGCGCAAGAUGUCGGGAUUGGAAUUUUUUGGGACACGGUAUUGAAUCACAAAGCUGGAGCGGAUAGCACUGAAACUUUCCAAGCAAUCAAAGUUGACCCUAAGGAUCGAAAUAUCGAGACACCACCGACAGAAACCAUAUCUGGGUGGGUAGGGUUUGACUUUCCUGGUCGCGCUGGAAAAUACAGCUCUAUGAAGUAUCAUUAUCAGCAUUUCAACGGCGUUGAUUGGGAUGAUUCACGGCAGGAAAAUGCAAUCUAUAAGAUUACAGGGCCAAGGAAAGGAUGGGCAAAAGACGUAAGCCAGGAACACGGUAACUAUGACUAUCUGAUGUUUGCCAACUUGGAUCACACACACCCGGACGUCCGAGCCGAUAUCUUUAAGUGGUCGGAAUGGAUUGGAACUGAGCUGCCAAUCAGUGGUAUGCGAAUCGAUGCAGCAAAACAUUACUCUGCAGGUUUCCAGAGAGAGUUUGUCAGUCAUCUGAGGAAUACGAUUGGUGCGGACUAUUUCCUGGUAGGCGAAUACUGGCGCGGAGACGUAAACCUUCUCUUGAAGUAUCUCGAAGUCAUGAACUAUCAACUCUCCUUAUUUGAUGCACCGCUUCUAGGACGUUUUGCAGUGACUUCACAGACAGAAGGGGCCGAUUUACGGAAAGUAUUUAACGGGACAUUAGUGGAGCAAAGCCCAAAGCAUGCAGUUACAUUUGUGGGAAAUCAUGAUACACAAGUCGGUCAAUCAUUGGAGACAGUCAUUGUACCUUUCUUCAAACCAAUCGCAUAUGCGUUGAUUCUUCUUCGCAGCCAAGGUCAACCAUGUGUUUUCUAUGGUGAUCUUUAUGGCCUUCGACAAAGCUCCGGAUCCGUGUCACGCCCUUCAUGUAGGGGCAAACUACCAAUACUAAUGCGUGCUCGCAAACUUUAUGCCUAUGGCGAGCAACGUGAUUAUUUCGACAAGAAGAAUUGCAUUGGGUUCGUUCGCUAUGGCACAGCUCAUUACCCGUCAGGUCUUGCCUGUAUCAUGAGCAAUGCUGCAGCAACAUACAAGCGUAUGUAUGUCGGUGCUAGGCAUGCUGGAGAACAAUGGACCGAUAUACUCGAUUGGUGCGUUGAAACUGUUAUAAUUGAUCACCGUGGGUACGGGAUUUUCCCAGUUGCUGCAAAGAGCAUCAGUGUUUGGGUUGAUAAUAAGGCUGGAGGGAGGAAGAGUCUUUUCCGAUCCUUUGAUAUUGAUAUCUACAGGCACUGA